This is a messenger RNA of Caenorhabditis auriculariae, 4184 nucleotides long. The record is from the annotation of a GenBank genome assembly. NCBI's taxonomy places the organism in Eukaryota, Metazoa, Nematoda, Chromadorea, Rhabditida, Rhabditidae.
AUGGCGGUGCCGGACAUGUGUCUCAAGGGAAGCUACCACAGAUAUUGGCACGAUACGGACGAGAUCGUCUUCUACGCCUUGGAGCAACCGUCUUGGUGGGGCUGCCGAUGGGAGAGGAUCAAUUUUUGGACGGCUGGUUCGUUUUUUUUUUUCAACUUGUUCUAGCAAAUUCUUCACUAGAUUCCCUAGAACUAGAGCUUGAAAAUUUUUCACUGCAGGUUUUUUUUUCAAAGAUUUCAAUACAUCUUGACUAGAUUGUACUUCAGAACCUCAUGAUUUUAGAACUUUUAGAGCCCCUUAACCCCAAAAUUUUCGCUUGGAAGGGUAAAUUGAAGCUUUUUUACGAUAAAAACUUGAAUCCCAAAAAAAUGUUUUCUGUUCUAUUCGGUCUCAAACAAAAUGGAUCUUUGUAGGAAAAAUUUCAAGCGAUGUGAAAAAUUUCAUCAAAUUGUUUGGUAUAGACUAUCAGUGACAGGAAAUCCCAAAAAUGAAAAUUUUACGAAGUUUCCGUUUUUUUAGCUUCUAAAAAUAGUUCAUAAAAGCGCUCCAGAAACAAUUUUUUUGUUGGAUUUUUUAAAAAAAUUAUUUCGGUUUGAAAAAAAGAGUAAUGCUAGUUUCUGAGCAAUAAAAGAAGCAUUGGAAAAAAAAUACUCGAAUAAAAAAUUAUUGAUUUCCGUUGCAAAACUGGCAUAAGAAAACAUUUUUAUCGGACGAUAUUUUUUUUCUCUUUUUUGGAAAUUCGGAAAUUUCUAAGGUUUAUAAAAAAACCUUUUUCAGCGUGGGUCCUGAAGCUGAUCCCGUGUAUCCUGCUCACGGUUUUCAUGACCCUUCUGGUUCGGAUGCUGAUCGAAGCCCGAGAAAGAAGAUCCCGGCUUUGUGGAGGAGUCGGAUCCGGAAACUCACAGGUGACUCGACCGUACUUACGUUGAGAAGCAGCCCAUGUAUGGGUAAAAGUCAAGGGAUCCCUAAAGGGGUCUGAAUUCUACGCCUCUAACGCUUAAGUGGCCCCUAUAAAGGUCUUUUUAUGUUUUUAUGAUUCAAUUCAAUAAAGAAAAACGCUUCCUAGAGUGGCCACUUAUCCAAGCUUUAUAGGGAACCUUCGCCCCUAAAGUUAUCACUCUAGAGAACAAGCGUUUUUUUCUCACACCUUUUUUGAAAAAAAUACUGUAGAAAUUAGAAAGCCAGGACUUCUUAUGAAUAAGUUUUUUUAAUGACGAUGAAAGUGUUAAAGAUGUUUCAAAAAUAAUAAUAAACCUGUUCUAUAAAAAUAAUAUUCAAUUAUAUUUUUUUGUUAUCUUACGUGAACCGGAAUUGUCUGAUAUUUUUUAGUGACCACUUGAGGGACGUCAGGACUCUUAAGUGAUCCCUAGAAGGGCUCAGAAGCGUCCGGGGCGCUUUCCGGUUUUCGUUACCGAGAUUAGAGAGAAUAAAAAUACAUAAAUAUUUAAAAAAUCACUGGAGAGACGUCGGAACUCUUUUUUUGUGAUUUCUUUUUGGGAAGUUUUUUUUAGUUUCCAACUGGAAAUUUAUAAUUAAUCGCUAGAAUUUGCAGGCGGAAAGGACGACGGCGAUGCUGACGGGAAUCGUGGCCGUUUUUCUCAUCACAGAGUUGCCCCAGGGAAUUAUGACUCUAGUGGCUGGUAAUUUUUUUCUUGUCUUUUUUUAGAAGUAAAAAAAUCCAUGAAAAAAAUAUUCAAGCAACUGUCUAUUUUAUUAUAAAAAAAGCCUCUUCAUUUCGAUGAAUUUUUCUCCAAUGCUACGGUCAGCAACUUUUUGAGCCAUUCCCUGUUCGAAAAUUCCCUGGUUACGGUAGGAAAUUGGUCACCUGCGCAUCUAAGAAUAAUGGGUUGUUUCUAGACAACUUUAAUGUCAUCUAUAGACGUCAGAGCGUUAGGAAACUUUCGAGUAGACUUUAUCUUGGGUUACUGUAGAAACUUUUGGGAUACGGUACAAAGAAAACGUCUUCCAGGUGUCAGCCCUCGAUUGAUGUUCCUGACGAUGCAGCUCAACGAAGUUUUCGACCUUCUUUCUCUGAUCAAUAGCGCUGUUAAUUUCGUCUUGUGCGCUCUGAUGUCCCACGUCUUCAGAAGGUAAAUCAAUAAUUUUCUGAAAUAAGCCGUCGAAUCUAAAUGAACUUAUUUUUCGGGUCAAGGAAGGUGUUCUCUAACUUGGAAUGAUUUUUUUGUUGUCCCGACCUGAAACUACUUGAGCUUUUGAGCUAUUUGAAAUGAGACAAAGCAAAAAAAAAUCAAUCUAUUUUUUUUUAUUUCGCUCACAGAAAAAUUCAGGAAAAAGUCAUAUUCUGAGAAAAUUCAAUUGUUGAAGUGCGCGCAAUUUCUAAAGUUUAAAAAAAUUUCAAAAAUAUACAGUAUCUAAAGAUUUGAUGGUCAUUUCGCUUCAAAAACCUUGACCGGAGUCGAACCAUCGACUGCUUCCUCUUAACUAAAGAUCUGCGCCACUGAGCCAUAUACUUUAUGUUCAUAUUCAUCCACAGGAUAGAUCGAAAUAGCGUCUACAAGGCAAAACAAGCUUUAGUUUACCGUUUUUUUAAAUCCGCAAAAAAAGCCUAAGGAAUAGUAGAGUUUUUCUAAGUUAUUUUAAAGGUCCAAAAAAAUUAUAAAUAAAUCCAUUUUUCAAAUUUCAUCCCAGUAAAAUUUACAAAAAGACCUCCUGGAGUUUUUUUAAUUCUUUGAAAUAUAUCUAUUUUCCAGAGAAUUCCUGCACACUUUUGGGGUUUGUUGUCCUCAGUCGAGCGAGAAUCACAGUGGAGCUCCGAUCACGAAAACGACGAACAAAAAUGUGAGUUUCAUGAAAAUCAAUCGAUCAAACUAUAAGUCUCUCUUAGGAACUCCAAUGUGGGCCCUUAGGGCCUUUUCAAGGACCCCCUCUAGGGACCACUUUAACAAAACCCUAUAAAGGCCACUAAAGCUUGCAAAAGUGAUCCUUCUAGGGGUUUAGCUUAAUGGCCCCUGUAGGGGACAUGCUAGUCAAUAACUUUUAUGAACUCCAUGCGAAAAACAAAAAAAUAAAAUUUUUUUGAAUAAAACUGCAAGACCCCUCUAGGGACCACUUUUUCUGGCCAGGGGCUGUAUUUCCCCUUAAGGGACCACUCUGAAAUCCGUUAGCUUUUUAAAAAAAUUUUGGUAUAUUUUUUUAAAAGAGCGUGGAUCCGUUUCAAAAAAAGGUCUCAAGGCGAGAAGCCGAAAUAAAUUUUUUUGAGAUCUUAAUUAAAACCCAAUGAUUUUCUUUCAAUUUUAUCCGAAGAAUUGACUGAAAAAGAACUUAAUUUCCUCUUUUUCAGAAAAUCCAAACUUUCUGUUCAAAAUUUUUUAUGCCGUUUUUAAAGGAGCAUGGGUCAUUUUUUUCAAAAAGGUCUCAAGGCGAAAGGCCGCUCUCCAUUUUUCAAGAUUUCUUUGAAGAUUCAGCAAGAAGUUCUAAAUAAUUUAUUGAUAAAUAGUUUAAAAUUUUGAGAGGGAACUUUUCUUCACAAAAAUCUCAUUUCUCUUAAGAAAUACUGACCUUUGGGACUAUAAAAAGCUUCAAAAAAAUUAUUUCAUAUUCCAUUUUCGCUAGCUAUACAUAUUUAUUUGAUUGGUCACUAUAGAGGCUUCACCAGGACUAUUUGAAGGGGACACUAAAGUGGUCACUAUUUUCCGUUUUAGUGUCCACUUCAGUAGUUUUUCAUGCAGUAUUCCUUCCAGUAACUCUGAUAGUUUUAAAACAAACAGGUUGGACCAGUUGUGUUGAUCCAUUGACCCCUAAAGUGGCCGCUAAAAUUUUUAGUGGUCUAGUAGUAGCACCUAGACCUCUAUGGUGGCCAAUAAUUUUUAACCCCUUAUUAGACUACUAUAGUGGCCGCUAAAACGUCAAAACCCUAUGGUGGCCACUAAAAAUUUUCCCAGUAAAGAGCUUCAAAAAAAUUAUCUCACAUUCCAUUUUCGCUAGCCAUUUAUAUUUAUUUGAUUAAUAUCUUGAUAGUUUAGUGAAGCUUGUAAUUGGAUAAAUGAAAAUGAAAUGAUUAGAUAUCAAUAUUUUUCUUGCAGAUCAUGUCUCAAUUCAACCCGGCUUCGCGACACGCGACGCCGACAAUCAACGGAAAAUCGAAGAAAAAUGGAUUUUUGCCGGUUCCGACGACGUGUCCGGAAGACCGGCGACAGUCCGACGCCUCUACUCCUUCUCCUUGA